Heterocephalus glaber (naked mole-rat) is the source of this 7744-nucleotide messenger RNA. The record is from RefSeq and is a predicted model, not a curated record. NCBI's taxonomy places the organism in Eukaryota, Metazoa, Chordata, Mammalia, Rodentia, Bathyergidae.
AAAGAAAGAAAGAAAAGAAAAAAGUAAAGCAAUUUCUUCUGCGAGCCCAAGACGGGCGAGCCGCUCUGAGAUCUCUUCGAGAUACCCCAGGGGAGGAGGAGAUGGGCUGGAUUUAGUAGGACAACUCAAUUACUAAUGACUCCGAGGCUGGCUGCGACCCGCCGGGAAAUCAGGUUUGCCUGUAGGUACCUGAGCUGACACCGAAGGUGCCUAAAGAUGCUGAGCGGCGUUUGGUUCCUCAGUGUGUUAACAGUGGCUGGGAUUUUACAGACGGAGAGUCGCAAAACUGCCAAAGACAUUUGCAAGAUCCGUUGCCUGUGCGAAGAGAAGGAAAACGUACUGAAUAUUAACUGUGAAAACAAAGGAUUUACAACUGUCAGCCUGCUUCAGCCCCCCCAAUAUCGAAUCUAUCAGCUUUUUCUCAAUGGGAACCUCCUGACAAGACUGUACCCAAACGAAUUUGUCAAUUACUCCAAUGCGGUGACCCUUCACCUAGGUAACAACGGACUGCAGGAGAUUCGAACUGGGGCGUUCAGUGGCCUGAAAACCCUCAAGAGACUGCACCUCAAUAACAACAAGUUGGAGGUACUGCGGGAGGACACUUUCCUGGGCCUGGAGAGCCUGGAGUACCUCCAAGCUGACUACAAUUACAUCAGUGCCAUUGAGGCAGGGACAUUCAGCAGACUUAAUAAGCUCAAAGUACUCAUCUUGAAUGACAACCUUCUGCUGUCGCUGCCCAGCAAUGUGUUUCGAUUUGUCCUGCUGACCCACUUAGACCUGAGGGGGAACCGACUGAAGGUGAUGCCUUUUGCAGGCGUCCUUGAACACAUCGGAGGGAUCAUGGAGAUCCAGCUGGAGGAAAACCCCUGGAAUUGCACUUGUGACCUACUUGCUCUCAAGGCUUGGCUGGACACCAUAACCGUUUUUGUGGGGGAGAUUGUCUGCGAAACUCCCUUCCGGUUGCAUGGGAAAGAUGUGACCCAACUGACCAGGCAAGACCUCUGUCCCAGAAAAAGCGCUGGUGAUUCCAGUCAAAGGGGCAGCCAUGGUGACACACAUGUCCAAAGGCUGUCACCUACAAUGAAUCCUGCUCUCAACCCAACCAGGGCUCCGAAAGCCAGCCGGCCACCCAAAAUGAGGAAUCGUCCAACCCCCCGAGUGACUGUGUCAAAGGACAGGCAGAGCUUUGGCCCGAUCAUGGUGUACCAGACCAAGUCCCCUGUGCCCCUCACCUGCCCCAGUAGCUGUGUCUGCACCUCUCAGAGCUCCGACAAUGGUCUCAACGUUAACUGCCAAGAAAGAAAGUUCACUAAUAUCUCCGACCUGCAGCCCAAACCUACCAGUCCAAAGAAACUCUAUCUAACAGGGAACUAUCUUGAAACUGUCUAUAAGAAUGACCUUUUAGACUACAGUUCUUUGGAUUUGUUGCACCUAGGAAACAACAGGAUCGCAGUCAUUCAGGAAGGUGCCUUCACAAACCUGACCAGUUUACGCAGACUUUAUCUGAAUGGCAAUUACCUUGAAGUGCUGUAUCCUUCUAUGUUUGACGGGCUGCAGAGCUUGCAGUAUCUCUACUUAGAGUAUAAUGUCAUUAAGGAAAUCAAGCCGCUGACCUUUGAUGCUUUGAUUAACCUCCAGCUCCUGUUUCUGAAUAACAACCUGUUGCGGUCCUUGCCCGAUAAUAUCUUUGGGGGCACAGCCCUCACCAGGCUAAAUCUGAGAAACAACCAUUUUUCACACCUGCCUGUGAAAGGGGUCCUGGAUCAGCUUCCGUCUUAUAUCCAGAUCGAUCUGCAGGAGAACCCAUGGGACUGCACCUGUGAUAUCAUGGGUCUGAAGGACUGGACAGAGCAUGCCAACUCCCCUGUCAUCAUCAAUGAGGUGACUUGUGAGUCUCCCGCUCAGCAUGCAGGGGAGAUACUGAAAUUCCUGGGCAGGGAGGCCAUUUGUCCAGACAGUCCGAAUUUGUCAGACGGGACCCUUUUGUCAAUGAAUCACAACACGGACACUCCUAGGUCACUCGGCGUGUCUCCCAGUUCCUAUCCUGAACUGCAUACGGAAGUUCCACUGUCUGUCUUAAUUUUAGGAUUGCUUGUUGUUUUUAUCCUGUCAGUCUGUUUUGGGGCUGGUUUGUUUGUCUUUGUCCUGAAACGCCGAAAGGGAGUGCGAAAUGUUCCCCGGAGUGCCAACAACCUAGACGUAAAUUCCUUCCAGUUACAGUAUGGGUCUUACAACACGGAGACUCAUGAUAAAACCGAUGGCCAUGUCUAUAACUAUAUCCCUCCACCUGUGGGUCAAAUGUGCCAAAACCCCAUCUACAUGCAGAAGGAAGGUGACCAAGUAGCCUAUUACCGAAACCUGCAAGAAUUCAACUAUGGCAACCUGGAGGAGAAAAAGGAAGAGCCAGCCACACUAGCUUACACAAUAAGUACCACCGAGUUGCUGGAAAAGCAGGCCACAUCAAGAGGGUCUGAGCUGCUGUAUCAAAAUAUUGCUGAGCGUGCCAAGGAACUCCCCAGUGCAGGCCUCGUCCACUAUAACUUUUGUACCUUACCUAAAAGGCAGUUCGCCCCUUCAUAUGAAUCUCGACGCCAAAACCAAGACAGAAUCAAUAAAACCGUUUUAUAUGGAACCCCCAGGAAAUGCUUUGUGGGGCAGUCAAAGCCCGACCACCCUUUACUGCAAGCUAAGCGGCAAUCAGAACCAGACUACCUCGAAGUUCUGGAAAAGCAAACUGCAAUCAGUCAGCUGUGAAGGGAAGUCAUUUGCAACCCUAAGGCAUCAAAGGAUGCUGCUCCAAACUGUUGGAAGCACUGCAUUUGCUUUUGUGUUUGUUUGUGUUCUCCCCUUCAAGGUGGUAAUGGGGGGACUUUGAAAAUGUGUGGGAGAUGGGGUGAAGCAGCAGUAUUGCUGUUGCAAGUUUUUCCUUUAAAUUAUUUCUCUUUCACUCUCCCCUCACUAUUUUUUUCCUUCUCUUCUUAGGAACCAUCAGUGAACACGAAUGUUUCUACAGUGCAUUUUUUCAUGUAUUUUGUUUGUGAUUUUGUUUCUGAUUUCUUCUUUCUUUUUUCCAGUGUGGGAGUAGAAAGAGGACAUUAUAGUGAAUGAAGGAAGAAUAGGCAAACUGUUCCAAUGAAAAUGGAUGAUUAGUGUAUUUUGUAGAAGAUCUCCAAAGAUCUUUUGGGACUGCAACUUCUUUUGUAAAUAACAAUACAUGGUAUUUUCAUCUUCAGUUAUGAAGUACAGCCACCAGGCAUCGCUUCUUUGUGUUAAAGUGCCUUCGCACUUUAAGUACAUUACUUAAAUGUUGCUUUUAGCUUUGAUAAAUUGAACAUAUUUUAAUGUGUUGUAUUUUUCAAAAUGAAAACACUAUAAAAUAGAUCUAUAUGUCAGCUAUAUUCAGUCAAGGUACAGUUUGCUUGAUUUAUGGAAACUAGCCUGUCAUUAAAUGAUUCUAGUUUAGGACUUUAUAGACUUAACGGUAAAAUAUGUCCUUUCCUCUGGGUUUGUUUUAAGUGAUUUUAUUUAAGUCAACUAAAGGGAUUUAACAGUGGACUAGAGGUAGUAAACUGCCUCAGAUGGGAUUAGUAAUUCAUUAAUAAAAUAUAUUUAACCCAAUAUAAGAGUAGAUCAAACAAUUAAUGCCCUCCCGUAAAUUAUUAUGUUACACUAACAUGAUCAGUGUUUUAGAUUAUUUUCCUAAUUAAGAAUACAUUACCCAACUUGUAAUAUAUUUUUUCUGCAUUAAAUUAGAUAUUUUUGUAUAUUUAAAAGAAAGAGUCUGUAUUUCUAACUUUUUAAUUGAAAUUAAUAUUUUUUCUGCCUAUUGAAACAUUUUCUAUAAACACACACCAGUAGAGGCCGCCACACACCUCAUUUAAUAAAGACACAGGAGCCAUGAAAUACCUUGAAGGAAGACUUCAAAGGUGAGAUUAAAACUUCCCAAAUAAAUUCUUUGCUAAUUCAAGACAUCAGAGAUACAAAUGUAUGCAUUACUUUCUAUUCCUUUUAAGGUCAAAGGUUAGACUCAGAAUUCUCCUCCAUUUUCACAUGUUCUGACAAAGCAGCAUUUUCCCUUGAGUUUAAUUGAAGCAUUAAUGGGGUGAUAUCAAUUCGUGUACUAUUUGCAUCUCCAAAUCUCUUAAUAGUUACCUAAACCACGACAGUAAUCGUGUUUUUCCUUUCUGCCUUCUUUAGGUAUGUUUGACUUGAAAAUGUCCUGUCAGCUUGAGCAAGCCUUUCAUUUUGGUCUUCGCAUUAAAUUGAGUUUAACUAACCAAGUCUCUAUAACAUUUACAAAGCCUUAUUAGCCUGUAAAUAAUUUUUAGAUGCAAACAUUAUUGUGUGAUUUAAACAAACAGCCCUUCUUUACAACAAAAAAUAGUUUUGUUUUUUGUCUAUUGUAAAUCCUUAUGCAACUGAGAUGGUGAUCUGCAUAUAAAGUAGUCCAGCUUUUCAAUUCCUUAUUAAAGCAAGUGAUGGCGUCUGAAAGAAGCACACUGUUUCCUUUUCAUAAAUAGGUUACUGCACAUAAUAAUCCUUUAUUAUCAUGUGGAGAUUGAAGUGGAUCCUGAUAACUUAUUUUUAAAGCUUUAAAAUGAGUAAUCGUAUAUUGUCUGUCACUAUUAACCAUUCAUGUGAUGGGCUUUCAAUUAGAAAUUACUGAAAUCCAAAUUAUUUGGAUCAAUAAUGAAUGGUGCAAAAUAGUUUUUGAACAAUAGAAGAGAACUGUGUACAUAUGUAAAUGUAAAGGGCACUGAGAAAAAAAAAUGCCUUUACCAGUCUAAAAUCUCUUGAGUAUCUAUAAGAGCAAGCUAAUAUGUUCAAUCUUUGAUUAGAGAUCAUAAUUACUGUUUAAAUCCAUUAGAUCAAAAUUGAAAAUGGUGGGCUGAAAUGAUCUACAGGAAAGUUAACAUACAGAAAUUUUUCUUUUCAUAGAAGAGGCGCUAGGGUGUUGCACUACUUGAGUUUGGAGAUUACUCCUGGGGUCGGCCUCAUCAUUGAGUGAAGUAUUUAUACAGAAAAGAGUUUCCAAAAUUUUCUUGUGGCUGCCCUCACUAGGUGCAAUAAUAAAUACCGAAUACAGAGGUAGAUAUUUUAGGAAGUUUUUAUGAAGGCGAAUUAACAUAUAUUCCAUUAAGAUAGAUUUUAGGCUUAAAACAUAUUAUGAAAGCUAUCAAUGUAUUGAUUCCACUUCAGUAUUUAUUCUUAUUCUCAUGAAAAUAAAGCCACCCCUAUAAAAUGCCAGUGCCCACAACAAAAUCAUUCAUUAAUCUUUUAAUUCUUUUGUUAUUAUGCUUCAAUUCUCUAUUCUCCUGCUUUUCUAGAGUCAUACUUCAUUUGUAUUAGGUUUUAAGGUGAAAUUGUUUGCAUGUAGCCCAGACUAAUUCAUUUAAAAGCAUAAUGAACCAUUAUACUUAGAGGCUUUACUUUCUAAUGCAGUCAUGAAUACUUUCAGUUUUAUUAAUUUAUUAGCAUCCUUAUGGACUAUAUUCUAUUUUGUUUUACAUGCCCAAGCAUUUUCAAACAUAUUUUGUUUUAGUGUUUUUAUUUUUAUCUCCUCCAGAUGGAUUUUAUUUCUUUUCCUUCACAUGCAGCUUGUAAUGGGUGUGAGCUGCAGCACUGUGAAAAGAUUCUGGCCAACAGAAUGCCAUUCCCAGGGUUCUGCCUGGGACAGACCUAGCUAUGUGGCCCUACAAAUGGCAAAUGGUAAUUCCCUUUGAGUCUAGCUCUUAAUUAGUUGCUUUCACUGCUUCUGUGUAUACCUGUAGCUAAAUUUGUAUUGAGAACCACUUCUCUGACUCGACACCUUGCCAAGAGUCUAAUUUGGUUCUGUAUUUUAGUCAACCUGUGUGCCUUGUUUCCUCCCGCAUUUGGUGAGUAAGGAAAUGACACUUUAGGCUCCUCUUUUUUUGUCCUCUCACCUCUAUGGUGACUUAAUUUUUUAAAAUGAUUCCAUGUCAUCAAGGGCUCAAUAUUUUAAGGAUUUUACAAAAAGUAAGUAAUGGACGAGAGAGAGGUUUUAUAAUUUUUCAGAUCCUGAAAAUUCAUUUUCAAAUGAAUACUGGAUUGGAUUCAUUUUCAAACAUACUGGACUGGAUGUUAGAGUGCAGAAAGUCUUUCAGCCAAUCCUACUAAUCCAUUCAUUUCUUCAUUCAGUGAAUAUUUCUUGAGUGCUUGCUUCCUAGGUGCCAGGCUCUGCCCUGUGUUGAGGGAGCAGAGAGACAGUGGACAGGAUCUCUGCUGCCCUCACUCUGCCCUCUUUACUCCCCACCCCAAAUAAUAGCCUCUUUCCACCUGGCAAGUAGCUUAGUGCAAAUAAAGGAAAACUUUACCUGAAGGACAAUCACUCAGAGAAAACCGUGGGAACAGUCAUGCAAUGCAGGAGGUUGAGUUUUUUUUAAAUGUUUCUGUGCAUCAAGGUAUAAAACUGAUAUAAAUAGGGCCAGGGAUUUAGCUCAGUGGUUCUGCCGCCUGCUUCGCAAGCGCAAGGUCCCAAGUUAGAUCCCCGGUACCAAAAAGAACAAAAAACAAAACUGAUAUAAAUAGACUGGCAACAGCGAUGGAAACACUACUAUCUGCUUGGAAUUACAUAACUAAAAAGGAAAAAGUGCCACCAAAAUAAAACAAACCCACCACAAAGGUGGGCUAAUCUUAGGGCCUGUAGAUAGCUUUAGAUGUAUUUGUCUACAGAUCUACUUUGCAAAGGUGACUGGCAAGAUUGUAAAUAUGGCAUCACAGAUGUACUUACAUUUUCUGGGAUAUUCGUGUUUUACAGGCAAUAUUUACUGUCUAUCUCAGUGGCUUAAAAAGUAAUAUUUUGGCUUAAGUGUCUCUUCCAAAAACAAUGACAGGACACUUAAUUGGGAGAGAAAAUUAAGUACUGUAUAUAUGCGUACUUUGCUUCUCACAAGGUUGUGCAUAAAGUCACACGUAAAUUGCAGUUUUGUAAAUCAAGUUGCAUUUUAAAUUCAUCAAGGGAGUUGCCAAUUAGAGGAAACUUGUAAAUCUUUUUAUAAAGCAGAAAUGCAUUUUAUAAUACAAAUAAUCAUUCUCUAAUUUAUCUGUUUUGUAUGUUUGGAUUUUCGAUAUUGACUUUGCUUAAAACAGAGCCCACGUGCAUAAUGAGAGUGUUUUGCCAAUGCUGCUUGUGCUGCCAGUGUCUUGGUCACUAACGGCUUAUACUGGAAAGUCUGCUGCAGUUUUGUGUGAAUCGAGCCAUCGAGCAACUCCAGGAUGGCACACUAGCAUUCCUGAACAGGCCGAGUAGCCAGCCCAUUUCAGCUGAGUUGAACACAGGACUCCUGCUCAACAGCAUCUCCUCUCCCAGAUACAACCACGUUUUCUUAGAGGGUAGAGUGACUCCUGUAUUCACACUAUUAAGUGCUUAGAGUCACAGGUUUUGUAAUAAAUAUAUGUCAUUCUGUAAACAUAUUGAAUUGCAUGUGUGUUGGAAUUUUUUAGCAGUAUUUUAGCUUGAAAGUACAUGUUCAAAUACUGUUAGAUUUAGUUGCAAAUGAUUGUUCUCAAGUUAUUGGAAUAAACAGCAAAUCAAACAAGCUCUCAUGUAAAUAGACUUGUGUGCCAAAUAGUCAUAUUGGUUAAGAAAAUAAAUGUCAUAUUUUGGGCUGUUAAUAGACAAAAUGAAAUAUUGAAAAUGUGAUCAAAUGAUAUUGUAUUUUAUUGGAUAAACAGUUAUUUUAUGUUGUAGUUUUCAGUUAAAUAAACAUUCACUAAAAAUGAA